Thlaspi arvense is the source of this 885-nucleotide messenger RNA. Lineage: Eukaryota; Viridiplantae; Streptophyta; Magnoliopsida; Brassicales; Brassicaceae. The record is from the annotation of a GenBank genome assembly.
AUGGCUACGAAUCCGACGUUUCAGCUUUUCUCUUCUACGAACGAUAAAUCUUCUCAAGGUUCUGGUCUAGGGUUAAGGUUCUUCGAUUCACCAGAGCCAGCUCUUCCUCCAUCGCCUCCUCCAGUUGAAGUAUUAUCCUCCGAGGCUUCUUUCUCGGUUGAUUUCGCUGUAGAUAAAGUCACUAUCGGCGAUGUCACUCUCUUGAAGGGUCGUGUGAACACUAAGGAGGUCUUUGGAUUGCCUAAUUCGGAUUUAGUUCCUGGAGUAUAUGAAGGUGGGCUUAAGCUUUGGGAAGGAUCUAUUGAUCUUGUCAAAGCUCUUGAAAAAGUAACACAAUCCGGGAACGUUUCAUUUUCCGGGAAGCGGGUUCUCGAGCUUGGAUGUGGUCAUGCACUUCCAGGAAUCUAUGCGUGUCUCAAGGGUGCAGAUGCCACUCAUUUACAGGACUUCAAUGCUGAGGUCCUUCGAUGUCUCACCAUUCCGAAUGUUAAUGCUAAUCUGUCCAAAAACUCGUCCCCUGUCUCACUAGGUGAAACAGAAGUACGCUUCUUUGCUGGUGAGUGGAGUGAAGUUCAUCAGCUUCUUCCACUAGUUAACGAUGGUGAGACUGAUAAGAAGGGUGUUUAUGACAUCAUUCUAAUGGCUGAGACAAUAUAUUCGAUCCCUGCUCAGAAAAGCCUCUAUGAACUGAUUAAAAGGUGCUUGGCGUAUCCUGAUGGUUCAGUGUACAUGGCUGCAAAGAAGUAUUAUUUCGGUGUUGGUGGCGGGACAAGGCAGUUCUUGUCUAUGAUAAAGAAAGACGGUGUUCUUGCUUCAUCCUUGGUCUCUGAAGUCACAGAUGGUUCCUCCAAUAUGAGAGAGGUAUGGAAGCUUUCGUACAAGUAA